CACUGAGGCGUGAUCAAGAUAUAGGUGACUCUGGAUAUUUAUUUCACGAAUGUAGUUAUUUAGUCAAUAGUGUAAAACUUGUGACUGUCUACGGUGUUAAUAACCUAUUGCACAAUUAAAAAAAAAUAUUGCAAACAAAAAUGAUUCAGCUGAUUAUUUUUGAAGUUUUAAGUCUGAAUAAUUUGACAUUUGGAUAUUCUUAUACAACUUACAUAAUCUGUUUGUGUUUUGUUUUAUUGUUAUUCGUAAAUUGUCGCAGACCACGCGGAAUCCCGCCAGGUCCGCCAUUACUUCCGGUGAUUGGAAACAUUCUGACAUUAUCAGCAAAAGACAUACAAGGGGCUAUGAAGAAACUUAGGGAUAAGUAUGGUGAUAUAUUUAGCUUGUAUAUUGGAAAAGAACUUGUUAUUGUUUUGAAUGGUUAUGAUACUAUCCAAAACGCUUUGGUCAGGAGGGGACGUUUGUUUUCCCAUCGGCCUGAGUCAGCAUUUCAAAAGGUUAUUAUGCCCUUCACUGGAAUUUUAUUCAGCAAUGGUAAAAUUUGGAAGGAGCAGAGGUCAUUUGCGCAGAAAACUUUGAAAGAAAUUUGCUUUGAUGAUGGUAAUCAUCAUAUUGAAGCUGUGCUUCGAGAGGAAACUGAUCGAGUAUUGCAAAAACUGGACGAAAUUGGACAUUGUGCGUUGGACAUACGUCAUCUGAUUCAUGUUUACUCGCUAAAUGUUAUUAUCAGAGUGGUUUAUGGUGAUGAAUUAAAAGGGGAUAACGAAAACACUGCUUAUCUUAUUGAUGCCUAUCAUGACAUAGGAAUGGAAGUCGCAAAAAUGCAAGUUAUGGUGAACUGUUUUCCUUUUCUGCAAAGACUACCUGGCGACAGCUUGGGUAUACAGCGGCUAGAGACGAUGAGAAAUAAAUUAGAAUCAGUUACAAAACAGUUUAUUCAUAACGCAAUUAAGAAAACUGAGCGGUGUGCAAAGUCGUAUACGGAUGCUUAUAAUGAAGAGCUUAAGCAGUCUAAAAAUGGAGAAAAAGAUAUUGGACAUUCGUUUUCGGAGCUUCGUAUGGUUCACAGUUGUUCAGACUUGAUCGGAGCAGCCAGUGACACAACUGCAAACGCCAUUGUCUGGAUACUGCUGCACUUAGUAAGAGAACCAGAGGUCCAAGAAAAAAUGUUCAAUGAGAUAAAAGAAACGCUUGGAACUGAGUCUGAACCCAUGCUUUGUGAUAGAAAGGGACUGCCAUACACGCAAGCUGUGAUUUUAGAGGGCAUGCGGAUAUCGAAUUCCACGCCAUUUGCUCUUCCACAUUCAGUUGCGGAAGAUGUGUUUUUCAACAGUUAUUUCUUUCCAAAAGACUGCACGGUGUUGGUAAAUUUAACAUCUGUCCUAAAAGAUCCUAAAGUUUUCAAAGAUCCACAUUCGUUUAAACCCGAACGAUUUCUCAAUUCGGACAGAAGUGAAAUGAUCCAUAUUGAGGAAUUGAUUCCGUUUUCCAUGGGUCCAAGAUCAUGUCUUGGCGAAUCUUUAGCCAGAAUGCAGUUGUUCAUGAUAAUUUCGGCAAUAGUGCAGAAGUUUAAACUAUUACCUGCAGAAGAUGGGAAACUUCCAGAUGAUAAAGGGGUGCUCAGUACAGUGUACAAACCUUUACCUUUUUCUGUUAGACUGGAAAAGCGUUGAAAGCUCCCGGCACAAAAUAAAUUGAAAAAAAAAAACAAA
Messenger RNA from Mercenaria mercenaria, 1712 nucleotides. RefSeq names its product cytochrome P450 2H1-like. The transcript has a single exon. The record is from RefSeq and is a predicted model, not a curated record. Gene Ontology annotation, molecular function: oxidoreductase activity, acting on paired donors, with incorporation or reduction of molecular oxygen; heme binding; monooxygenase activity. NCBI's taxonomy places the organism in Eukaryota, Metazoa, Mollusca, Bivalvia, Venerida, Veneridae. Bases 141 to 1673 code for a protein of 510 amino acids.